Molecule: messenger RNA, 3600 nt
Organism: Oryctolagus cuniculus (rabbit)
Lineage: Eukaryota; Metazoa; Chordata; Mammalia; Lagomorpha; Leporidae
Gene: TMEM184C
Product: transmembrane protein 184C
Source: RefSeq, a predicted model, not a curated record
ACGAAUCACCUGCUUCAGACAGCAAGGGCGGAAGCGGAAGAGAGCCGAAAGCCCGGGUUUGGCCUUGUGUUCUGCCGUAGAGGAUGUCCGGUUUGAGGCAGUGAGGAAAAUCGGGGCCCUUAUCUACCAACCUCACCGGGCGAAGAGAAGCCUGCGAGAGCGGGAGGGAGGAAGCACGAACCCCCAAGAAAAGAGCUAGCGCGCAGUCAGCUGCAGGGCAGAAGGGGAGUGUGCCGGGUCCCCAAGAACGAACUUGAUCGUGCCGCUCUCCAAGACCAUGGUGCAGGCGGAGCUCGGGGCGAUCCCCAGAUGAGAGCAGCUGCUCUCUCUGCCGGGGAUCCCACCGCGCUAGAUAGAACCGGGUAGAUGCGGGUUAGGGGAGAAAGGAUGCUGCCCGCACUGCUCCCUGGUUGCACCCUGAGUGGCCGCAGCGCUAGCAGCAGAAAGCACAGCCCCGGCCAAGGAGGCGGCUCGAGCUGUUGCUGAAGUCGCGUGGCAGUUCUUUCUCCGUAGUGUGCGAGUUGAGAAAACAGCCAGAGAGCAGGGCUCCCCGUUACAACUGUCUUCGGGCUCUUUUCCCUUGCUACUCGGAGCUGAUUUAUGCGAAAACAUGCCUUGCACUUGCACCUGGAGUAACUGGAGGCAGUGGAUUCGACCUUUAGCUGUGGUCAUCUACCUGGUGUCCAUAGUGGUUGCAGUUCCCCUGUGCGUGUGGGAAUUACAGAAACUGGAGGUUGGAAUACACACCAAGGCUUGGUUUAUUGCUGGAAUCUUUUUGCUGUUGACUAUACCCAUAUCCCUUUGGGUGAUAUUGCAACACUUAGUGCAUUAUACACAACCUGAACUACAGAAACCAAUCAUAAGGAUUCUUUGGAUGGUACCCAUAUACAGUUUAGAUAGCUGGGUAGCUUUGAAAUACCCCAGCAUUGCAAUAUAUGUGGAUACCUGCAGAGAAUGCUAUGAAGCUUAUGUCAUUUACAACUUUAUGGGAUUCCUUACCAAUUAUCUAACUAACCGAUAUCCAAAUCUGGUAUUAAUCCUUGAAGCCAAAGAUCAGCAGAAACAUUUCCCUCCUUUAUGUUGCUGUCCACCAUGGGCAAUGGGAGAAGUAUUGCUGUUUAGGUGCAAACUGGGAGUGCUGCAGUAUACAGUUGUCAGACCAUUCACCACCAUCGUUGCUUUAAUCUGUGAGCUGGUUGGUAUAUAUGAUGAAGGGAACUUUAGCUUUUCAAAUGCUUGGACUUACUUGGUUAUAAUAAACAAUAUGUCUCAAUUGUUUGCCAUGUAUUGUCUCCUGCUAUUUUAUAAAGUACUAAAGGAAGAACUGAGUCCAAUCCAACCUGUUGGCAAAUUUCUUUGUGUAAAGCUGGUGGUUUUUGUUUCUUUCUGGCAAGCAGUAGUUAUUGCUUUGUUGGUAAAAGUUGGCGUUAUUUCUGAAAAGCAUACAUGGGAAUGGCAAACUGUAGAAGCUGUGGCUACAGGACUCCAGGACUUUAUUAUCUGUAUUGAAAUGUUCCUUGCUGCUAUUGCUCAUCACUACACUUUCUCAUAUAAACCAUAUGUCCAAGAAGCGGAAGAGGGCUCCUGUUUUGAUUCCUUUCUUGCCAUGUGGGAUGUUUCAGAUAUUAGAGAUGAUAUUUCUGAACAAGUAAGACAUGUUGGACGAACAGUCAGAGGACAUCCUAGGAAAAAAUUUUUUCCUGAGGAUCAAGAUCAAAAUGAACAUACAAGCUUGUUAUCGUCAUCAUCACAAGAUGCAAUGUCUGUUGCAUCUUCUAUGCCACCUUCACCAGUGGGACACUACCAAGGAUUUGGACACACUGUGACUCCCCAGACUACUCCUACUACAGCCAAGCUAUCUGAUGAAGUACUUGGGGAUGCUACGGAGGAGAAAAAAGAACCUUCAGCUAAAUCUAUGGACUCCUGAGCAGUAUGAAAAAACUGUGCUAAAACCAUGAUAUUCCAUUACCCAGUAUCUCCCAUAGCUCAGGAUGUUGUGCUUGGGACAAGCCAUAAAUUAUGGAAAAUUUCAACACAAAGAUAGGUGAAAACCAAGUACAACUAUUGGAUUUAUAUAAAUGAGUUUUAUAUAUUGCAAACUGUCUAAAUUUCCUAGACUUAGACUUAAGAACAUCAGAAUACCACAUACUCGAAUGGUAGAAGAUGACUUCCAACUAAAUGCUCUUGAUGUCGCAUUACUUUAGCAAGAGGAUGGACAUUUAUUCUAAAACAACGCUUCCUACCAUGCUGCAUGAAUAUAAUGCUUUGGAAUUAACAGAAGGCAUAAUCCAGAAAAAUGAAUUAGUGGAAUUUAAUCAUGUGCCAUAAAAGCUUACCUAACAGUUAUUUCUCUACUCCUCAACUGGAUGUCUUUCAAUAAAUAAUAAUUUAUCAUUUUUCCCGCAACUUUCUAUGUCUCUCAUUCUUUAAAUAUAAACCCUUAAUGCUUUAACAAAAACUUCUUGAUUAAGGCACAGCGAAAAUAUUAAAUUACUGCUUUUGUUCAGAGCUAUUAAAGCUGUCAACUACUGAGUGGUCUGAAUUAUUCAUUAAGCCACACUCAGACCAAAGUAGGUCUUAUUUGGGAGAAAGUUACUAUUUAAGGGUGAGGUUUCUCUAGUUAAAUCAAAACCAACUGGGUCAUGUUUAACAUUUUGUAAUAUUAAGAAAGUAUAAAAAGUACCAUUACAGUGUUGCAUAUGGAAAGAAGGAGUAUAGUUACUCAAAACCUUUGCUUUAUGUGUUUUAUGCACUACAUUUAUAUAUGGCAUAUUCAACAUGCCUUUAUAUGAUGUUAAAUAUAUUAGUUCGUAGUAGUUAAUAGUAUUCUGUUCAUAUUACCAAAUACUUCUUUUGAAAGUAAAACUAAGCAACAUGUAGAAAAACCCCAAAUAUUUCACAAACUGCUUGAAUAACUGAAUUCAUUAGAAUAAAUCAAUUCAAUAAAGUUACAGGAUACAAAAUCAACAGGAAAAUCAGUAACAUUGUUAUAUAGAAAUAACUAAAAGAGAAAUUUAAAGGAAAUCCCAUAUAAAAAAUAGAGUAAUAAAUUUAACCUAGGAGAUAAAAGAUGUGUACACUGAAAACCAUAAAACACUGAUGAAAGAGAUUGAAGACACAAAUAGAUGGAAAGAUAUUGUGUUCACAGAUUGGAAGAAUUAAUAUUGUUAAAAUGUCCAUAUGACCCAAAUCAAUAUAAACAAUGUAAUCCCUAGCACAAUCCCAAUAACAUUAUUCACAGAAAACACACUUCUAAAAUUUAUACAGGACCGGUGCCGCGGCUCACUAGGCUAAUCCUCCGCCUUGCGGCGCUGGCACACCGGGUUCUAGUCCCAGUCGGGGUGCCGGAUUCUGUCCCGGUUGCCCCUCUUCCAGGCCAGUUCUCUGCUGUGGCCCAGGAGUGCAGUAGAGGAUGGCCCAAGUACUUGGGCCCUGCACCCCAUGGGAGACCAGGAGAAGUACCUGGCUCCUGCCAUCGGAUCAGCGUGGUGCGCCGGCCGCGGCGGCCAUUGGAGGGUGAACCAACAGCAAAGGAAGACCUUUCUCUGUCUGUCUCUCUCACUGUCUACUCUGCCUGUCAAAAAAAAAAAAAAAAAAAUU